Messenger RNA from Theobroma umbraticum, 7884 nucleotides. Lineage: Eukaryota; Viridiplantae; Streptophyta; Magnoliopsida; Malvales; Malvaceae. The record is from RefSeq and is a predicted model, not a curated record.
AACAAUCGAAGCCGUUGGAUAAAGCCUAAUUCGGUUCCAAAAAUGUCUCGCACCUCUAUUUAUAACACUUGUGGCGCCACAUUCACCAGAUCCGCUUCUCCCGGUGUCGCUAAUUGCAGUUCCUUCCAAAUCUUCAAGCCGUUGAGGAACUUCGUCUAUUGUCACGGCUUUCCCUCUUUGGAUCAAAUCCGUGAUUUCUUUUCGUCCUUUUUCCUUGUCAUUUUGCCAUCUUUCUGACGAUUAUAUGAAUCGAAUUCUUCUCAGAGAUCAACUGAGGUUGCUUUUCCUGAUUUAGCUAAGUUCGAGUUGUUUCCUCACUGAAAAGGCUAAUUUAUCAUUCUAUCGAACUCUGAAAUGAAUCUUUGGAUCUCUGUCGAGGUAUUAACAUUGAAUCGUUAUCUUUGUUGGCUUUGUUCUGGUUCCUCCGGGGUUUUUAGAUCUGGAAACAUCGUGCAGAUCGGUUUCAAGAUUCAGAAAUUAAAGGACUGAUUUAUUGAUCGAAUUUUAUACACUGUUGCCUGCAGCAAUCUGUUUGAUGCGUUGUAUCUGAACGAAGAUUGUGGCGGUGAAUGCUCUAGUAUUUUCGGGGCAAGAACAAGCUACAAAAGAGUUUGCUGUAUUUUUUGUUAGCGUUUGAUUUAUUUGUUGAUUUAGCUUCUGUUCUAUUUUAUCGAUCUCCUUAUUGUAGAUUGAUGAGCUAGUCAUUGUCCAGAUUUAUGGAUCUCCGGAUUGUAGACUGAUGAGUUAUUGUUAUGAGUUGAAAGAAUCGAGGGUGAGGAAAAAUUGUGUGCUGAGAAGAUAGGAAAGGUGAACAAAUUGUGAGGGAAAAGAAACUGAGUGAUUGUUUUGUGUUAUCCGACCUUUGCCCUGACAGGUGCGCUUGCAUGGCAGGUCAAAAACCCUAAUAAAAUUUUAAUUUUCUUGGUUUUUUAGGGGGAGAUGGCACGGGAGAUAUAUUUUUAUUUAUUAUUUCCCCCCCGGCUCUCCCCCCUGUGUCUUGUCUCUUUUUUUUUUUUCUUAAUUUUCUCCUGCAUCUCCGGUUGCUUAUUUGUGAUUUAUGCCAAUCGUGCCAUACUACGCCCAAUCAAAGCAAAUAAGAUAAUAAAGCAAGCCCAUUUGAUCGACUCAAGCAGAAUUCAAAUCUGGAGAACGAAUGGUCUUCAAUGACUGUGAUUGCAACUAGUAAGGUAUAUUCCUUAAUUUCUAUUUCAACCCAAGAAGGUUCAAUUCUUCACUUUUAUGUUCUGUGGUACUAACAUUGUGCCUAAUUCCCUGUGCCUGGUUCUGAUAUGAUAUAUCAUUUAUUCAAUGCCAUUUUAUACUCCAUGAAAGAAUUGAGUUUAAUCUAAUUUAUAUUGAGCACAUAUUAAACUCACUCUCAGUGUAAAAGUUUGUCAUACAUUUCACAUGCUGUCAUUUAUAUGAUUGGCAAUAAAAGCUCAAUAACAUCCCCUAGAAUUAUGGGAUUGAAGUUUAUGUUGAUGCUACCGAGCCUGUGGUUACUGCCCUUUGAUUUGAUAUGAGCUUGCUGUCUAGAGUUUGCUUGUAAUUUGCUUAAAGAGAAGUGGUGAUUGGUCUCUUGUAAAAUGUAUGGAGGGUUGAGUUAUAUUUUGUUGUAGCAUUGCUUGGCAUGAUUAUGCAUAAAUUCACCAAAUGAGAUGCCUUUUCAUUGAUCGAAAGUUACGUUAUCCUUUCUAUUUGAGGCUGAUGUCAAGAUGUUACUGAUAGCAACUUGGCUUCAUGGUCGAGCGCCUUAUAGUUAUAGAUGUUUUUGGAGUCUCCUGCUUUCUAAUCCUUUCUGGAAGGUAAGCUGAUUUUUGGAUCUUUACUGCAUGUACAUCAGUUAUAGUGUUUUCUAUUUGAUGGCUUGCCUAUUACCUUGUUGGAUAUGCCUUGUAGGUCUAUGUUUUAACUCUUUUGGAAUUUACUCCCUUGGAGACCUUUAGUCAGUCACAUUGAGCACCACAUGCGGUAACGGUUACGCCUUCAAUCAUUUUGGCAGGUGUUUGCUUUGCAGUUUUUUUUUUAGCAAAUUUAGCUGUAUUCUGUUACAGAUAAUUGCUAGAGCUGUCACAAAGUAGGCGAAGAAAUCUUUAUCCGAAUACUUUCAUUAUGGCGAUUGCGUUUUCAUUAUUGAGUUUGCAUGCAUAUAGAAGCGUUGAACCUUUAAAUCUGAAUGAAUAUUUGAAAAAGUUUCUGUGAAUAGUUUUUAUUUUGCUUUAAAACCUUGCGAACUUGAUUGGUGAUAUAAAAGUCUGUUUAUGAUUGCGUUUCGGUUAAAAUGCUACAUUUUGCCUAAUCUUGCCAGGGAUUUUAGCAUGAAAUUGCAGAAGAAAAUUUGUUUCAGGAUUCCUGCAGAACGAAACUCUUUCUGGCCUUGUGUCACUCCCAUGAUAUAAUCAGAGUUCAUUCCAAUAACUAUCCAUACCUUCUCACCAUUAUUUGAUGCUUUGAUUAUGUUUCUUUUAAAUGAGUUACUGAGAACUAUGAUAAGUUUUUGAUGAUCUCCAAAUCUUCUGCAUGCUUUGAUUAAGUUUCUUUUAAUUGAGAGGUAUAGCCAUUUUUUUGUUAGUUUUUUAGCUUCUGUACGUGUAAUGUUCUUAAAUUUGUUAGAUGGUAAUUCUUUAUUUUGUGUUCCGGCCAUUUUUUUGCUUCUAAUUUUUAUCCUAUAAUUCCCUACUUCAUUUGUUCUUUCUUCCAGGGAUUUUCAUUAUACUAGCUUUUAAGUUUUCAAUAGUCAUUAUGCAAAGGCAUUUUUCUUGAACGCAUUGGUAUUUUCGUUGGUUAUGAAGUGGCGAUAAGAGUGAAAAUGGAGUAAUAAGGAAAGAUUUAAUUCAUAUGUCAUUGUGGAACCUGGACAGGGAGGCUCGUACUGUUUGUCCAGGGUUCUGCUAAUUAUUAGUUGGAUUCCUAAUAUAAUUUGGGAAAGUUGACACCUGGCAAUAUAUAACUCGUUUACAGAGUUUAAAAAGUCAAAAAGAUGUUUAUCUUGUCUUUAGAAAAGAGGGGAUGAAGGGGUGCAAAGCUCUGGUGGUUGUUGGUGAAGGCAAUUUUCUUGGGCUUACAACUCUUAUUGAACAAAAUGGGGAGUGGAGUGGUUGAGAAAGAAGGGUAAUAAAAUUGAUGGAACUAGAACCGUCCCUGAUGUGGAUCCAUAAGCUCAAAAUUGGUAGAGCGCUCAAACGCUCAGGUUUGGGAGGGUGGUGGUUCGAGUCCACCUGGAUCCUUGGUAGUUCUAAAUCUUAAAGAGUACUGAAGGAUUUCGAACUCUGUUGCGCUGCUGCUGAACCUAUUAUUUAUCAAUGAUCAGGAAACGUGAUGCCCGGUGGUAAUGUAUUCGAGCAGGUUGGGUACAAAUUUCUAACCUUUCAAAUUUGUUUCGAUUUAUUAUUUUGUUUUAAAAUUUUAGGGGGAAUAAACAGUAGAGAGAAAAAGUUGGAACCAGGCGAGAUGGGGUGGAGGGAGAGUAUGGCGGCGGAGGGGGACGACAAAACCGGUGGCGGCGCUGGAAAAAGUAGGGGAGGCAGACGUUUGGGAAGAAUAGGGAGAGGAAGUGAGGGAUGAAGAGAGGAGAGGAAGAGAUGGAGUCAAAAGCUCUCAUCGGAUGUGGCCGUAGGCUGCCAGAUCGGCCACGGUACUGGCCUGCCAUUUCAAUGACCGCAAAUGGUAAAUAUGACAUGAUAUAAAUGAUAUAUCUGUUAAUGAUCGCUUUUAUCCAUAAUUAACAUUAUAGAUAUUUUUAGGAAAAAUUAUUAUUUUAACAUCUUUUACUAGAAUGAACAUUGUAAUAUUGAUUAUUUAAAAAAAAAUCUGUCUACGUCUAUUAUUUACUGAAUGGCAACAUGUGGAAGAUGUAUAACAGUGAAAUGUGAGGGUAGUGGAAGUGAGUUUUGGAAGUAGAAGCAGCUUUAUCCAUCAGUCCGGUAUAUAGAGUUCUGAUUACAGAGACGAACAAAAAGUGUCAAGGUGGGAAAUAUAGGCUCGCUCCCCAUACUUCUCUUCUCUUCUCUUGUAUCUAUUUCUCGAUGCUCUCGUUAUUUUCGCUUUUAUGUAGUGCUUGACGCACCAUUCUUCGCAACAUGCUUGGGAUUUCCAGUAGCCAAAGAAUGGAAUUAAGGUCCAGAACUAGACUGUUCCUUGCACGGCCAUAUCUCCAGGGAAAUAUGUGCUCUUACUGGCACGCCAUGUGCUUUCUUCCAAUGGAAUCUGAUAUCAUUAACCGCAGCAUCAAAUAAUUUUUCUUUCUAAUUUUUGGGAUUUUGCUUUUGUAAUAUUUUCAUUUUUCUUCGUGGUAGGUGUUUCUUGGCUUUUCCGCCUUGUUUUUAAAUACCUCUUUCGACGUGCCAACCUUUUUCUAAACCCCUGACGUGGAAUGCCACCGGGGUCAUCAAGCACUUUCCGGGCCCGCUUGCGCCAUCGUUUGACCGACACAGGCAAGUUUGUUUAUUUAUUUAAGAUAAAAUGUCGACCUCUUCUUUUUGUGGUAAUGAAAAAUUUGAUCUCUAGACUUGGAAACAAUUACAAAAUGUGCAUUUAAAUCUUAACCUGAGGUUAAAUUAAUCUAAAAUACUGAACACUUGUAAAUUUGAAAAUCUGGUAGAAAUUAAUAAUUGCAAAACGGCAAUAGAUAAUUUUGGUGACGAGGAGGUAGUUCUAGAAUGGCAUGGACAACCAAUCGGAAAAGUCAGGCGUGCACUAUCAGUUUACAUGGAAAAUUUGCAGCAUGCCACAUGUUUCUGGGGACUUUGCCUAGGAGCAGUUUCAACGCUUACUUUCUUCUGGAUUCCGUCAUUAAAUCCUAAAACACCAUUUUCUAUUCUCAGCUCCUUUUCACUCUUGGUUUUUCUUUUUCUUUUCUCCAUUUUGUCCACUAUGUCGUUGACUUUGAUUCUCUCUGAUUGUUGAGUUCAUUUUGUUGAUCACUUUUUGUUCUUUUUUUUUAUAUAUAGUAAAAGUAUGGUAAAACGCUACAGAAUUUUACUACAUAACAACUUACUUAGAAAUAUUGUGAACCCAAAGUUAAUUUUAUAUUAUAUAACUAAAAUGAUUUUGUUCGGUGUUAUUCCCUAAAAAUUACUACUUCUCACAUAAAACACAUGGCCUAACCUUAACAAGGCAAGUAGGGAUUUAGUGUCCCCAUCUGUCCCCUGUUUAUUCCAUUGAAGAUAGCAAAUCCUUCAAGAUUUUACUAUUGAAUGCACGUGCAAAGAAAAAGGAAAGAAGCAAAGAAGUACACAAAAGGAUUUAACUUACUCCACCCUUUUUUUUUAUUCUGUGGCCUUUUUCCCUGUCCUGCCUCUGUGAAAAGCUACAGUGUCUUGAAUCUGAAAUGAAAGAUUUCUGUGCCAUCGAGUAUCAAAAUUAGGUCUGCAUUUCCUCACAAACGUCAACAGCAUAUGGCUUAAGCUUUUGCCCCAGAAAACUAAGCCGUAAAGACUCAGGCAAACCACAAAAAACCGUACGACUCCCCAAAAACUUUCGCAAAAUAUCUGGAGCUAACCACCAAAGGCACCUACUCACUAUUAUCCAAAAGAGGGAGGGAGGUAAGCAGAGAAGACUAUUUGAUCUGUUUCUUCACAGGCAGGACUGAAGGAGGUAUGUUUUUGUUAAGAAGUUAAAGCCCGGAAAACAUCUCUGCAACUUAGUUUUUUCUUUUCUUUUCUUUUCCCACUUCUUUGACUACCCUUUUUUUAUUAUUUUUCUUUAUACCGACGCUUUUUUCAUUUUAUUUACCUUUUCAUAUUGAUAUGUGGAAAUUUGAGUGGCUAGUGUGUUUCUCUCUAUUGUUUUUUCUCUUUCUCAUUUGAUUCGUCUUCUAACACAGAAACAGCUGCAGCUGGCAUUUUACUGAAUAUUUGACAAUUUAGUUGUAGUGAUUUUUAAACAUGCAGAGCUUUUGGUUAUCCUAGUUCAAUUCUAUAUAUUUUUUUAACAAAAAAUUAUAUAAAAGCAGGAGAAAUUUAAAGAAAAUGAAACCAUUACUACUAUGUUAAUGGAACAAGCACUAGGAUUUGGUCAAACUAGUGGUACUACGUAGUGAGGGACAGGACCGACCAAGUGUUUCCUUUUACUUAAUAGGCCGGUGUGAAAGGCAUUAUCUUUUUUCCUCCAUCAUUAAUGUGUAGUAGAAUAAAGCAUCUUAUACUUUUCUUCCAAUUAAUUUAAGUAUUAUAUGACUGUUAGCAUUUCAUGAGUAACAACCAAAUCAUAAAGCUCUGUUCUAAAUAACCCUUUGUAUGAGAUCAGCUGUUUCUUUAUAUAUUUUCUUCUCUUCCAUAGUUGGAAACUUUAGCAGUUGUUGAAUCAUGGCCCUUCCGUUGAUUUAACUUGUAAAAUGUGUGACCAACUUUAACGGUUACUACUUUUUAUGUCAAUGUAACUGUUGAGGAAUUGACUCCAUAGCCCAUAAGUAUAGCCUACUUGACGGAUUUGACGGGGUAGUGGUGGAAAAUUGGCAAUGACUUGGAGAAUAUGAUUACUAAUAUGAUGGAAUGAUAUGAAACCAGGUGGCCCUUCUCAUGUCUGAUUCAGGCUUAUGUCCCAGAGGACUCAAUCUCUGUUCCUAAGCUGCACCCCGUAAUUCACGGCUGAUUCUUAUGAUCCAGCUCUGCUAGCGGCUUAACCUGAAGAUUGUUGCCUUUGAUUGCACUAAGUUGCUAGGAUUAAUCACGAUGUUUAGUAGAUGGAGCAAUUCUAAUCACGACCAAGAGAAUGAUUCAUUGCAGAAUGAAUCCCAGCAGGUCAAGGGGCUUAGAGCUUCACUGCCACCACUAUCUGGGCGCAGUUUGAACUAUUGCACUGAUGCCUGCUUGAGGAGAUACAUGGAAGCACGAAACUGGAAUGUUGACAAAUCAAAGAAAAUGCUGGAAGAGACACUCAAAUGGAGAUCAAUUUAUAAGCCUGAGGAAAUACGUUGGCAUGAAGUUGCAGUAGAAGGUGAGACCGGAAAAGUAUACAGAGCAAAUUUUCAUGACCGACAUGGUAGGACUGUUCUUAUAUUGCGACCAGGGAAACAGAACACCACAUCAUUGGACAAUCAGUUCCGCCAUUUGGUGUAUCUGAUAGAGAAUGCUAUCCUAAACCUUCCAGAGGGUCAAGAACAGAUGGCAUGGUUGAUAGACUUCACUGGAUGGACAUUGAGCACUAGCGUGCCCAUCAAGUCUGCUCGUGACACUAUUAAUGUAUUACAAGACCACUACCCUGAGAGGCUAGCUAUAGCAUUUCUCUACAGUCCUCCAAGAAUUUUUGAAGCAUUCUGGAAGAUUGUUAAGUAUUUUCUGGAUGCUAAAACCUUCCAAAAGGUGAAGUUUGUGUACCCCAAGAACAAAGACAGCGUGGAGCUCAUGAGAUCAUAUUUCGAUGAGGAAAAUCUGCCAAGUGAGUUUGGAGGACAGGCUGUAUUGCAGUACAACCAUGAAGAAUUCUCCAAGCAAAUGAUCCAGGAUGAUAUCAAAUCCGCCAAUUUAUGGGGAUUUGAUGAUAAACUCCAAAGCGUUGGCAAUGGGCACUCUGGCCCCGAGGUGGCUUCGGAGGCAGUCUGCCUUGCACCACCAGUCAGUUGAGAGCUACUUGUCAUUGGCUUAUUAUGUAAUAAAUAGUUAAUAUAUUUUCUAUGCAACUGUAUGCUAGCUGGAUGAAGCAAGCAGUGACCAUGCCUUUUGACUAACUGGAGCUGCAAGUGAUCGUCAGGUAAGGAUAAACAUUCAGCUUGUUGCUCACUCAAAGGGGAUUAUUUUCUGCCUUUCCCCUGAUGAUGUACCUUGCCACCGGCUUGCCAUUCUAUAUCUAGUAAAGAAAAAAUAAAGCGUGUCAUGCCGGGAAGAAAGUUACCAAAACAAAACUCUGAAUUUGCUUUAUCAAACGUUAGAUUUAUGUUCCAAUUCA